UCUCCCUCUCAGUUUUUCAGGGACCUGAACCCACAUCCUCUGUUCUGUUGAUCCAGAACCCAAUCUGUUGCCCCAGUAACCUGUACUGCCAUUUAGCUGACUUCCUGAUUGCCCUUCAGGGCAUACCUGCUGUCCUGGCCACCUGCAUCCCAGUGGAAACCUCAUGUGCCCAACUAGAAAGUUGGUACAGAAGAGGAUAUUGCCCACACAAAUCCUGACCCCACACAUUUUCCCUGCACCAUCAUAGCUACAACAGCCUUCCAACACUUUCUACAAAGGCCAGUUUUCCUGUUGUCAACUCUCUCUUCAGUUUUCCCUCCCCACAUUUUAGGAGCCAGGGUUUUCACCGAAGUCCUCCAUAAAAAUUCAGCUCUGGACUAGAACUCAGCCAUGGAGAAAUAAUUUCCAAUGGGCUUGGUUUGAGCAGCAGUCAAUGAACAAGCAGCUCUGUGCUGCUCCUUCUGCUGCACCUGAGUCACUCAGACCCACCAGUUCCUCCUGAUGGCCCAACCCAGCCCUGAAUUACUUCUGGCUGAGUCCAAACCAGCUGCACUGGACCUGCUAGGAAUGCAUGGGCAGGACGACGCCUCAUCAGACCUCAGACUGGAAACUCCUCCAGCGCUCCAGAGACAGAUCCCUCAGCAUGCUGGGCACACAGAGACUGCCCCAGCAUCCCCGCCAUGGUCCCCCAUUCCACUGGUACUCGGGAUAAUGUUGCUGUGCCUGUUUUUCCUGAUCACUGCCAGGAUCUAUGGUGCCAAGAUCAUGGAGCUGAGCAAAGAGAAGAAAACCCACAUCCAAUGUCCGCUGUCCUGCCCAGACCCAAACACAAGUGUUCAAGAAAUGCCACAGGAUCAGUCUCCUGACAAAGAGGAGAAGUGUCUGGUGCGGUGGAGUCACAAAACAAAGAAGUCCUACCUCUUUUCUCCUGAAAAGGGACCUUGGGAAAAGUGUAACUCCUCCUGCAGUUCUCACUUUGCCAGUCUGCUCACGAUUAGAAGCACAGCUGAACUGGAGUUCAUACUGACAGAGUCGUUUCACUAUUUUGAAGAUCGUGGAAGCUAUCUGCACUACUAUCCAUACUGGACUGGAUUGCUGUACAACUCUGAAAGAAGGAAGUGGGUCUGGGCUGAUGGCACAGAUGUCUCCCCUGACCUAAUUGUGCUCUUAAGCACACGUCAUGGAAAUGAUGCCCGUGGUCCUUGUGUGUAUGUCCAAGGAGGGGCAGCUAGGACGGGCAGAUGUGAGGAAACUCGAUUCUGCAUUUGUGAGAAGGCGAGAGAACAAGAAGGAAAAGAAUAAGUGCAUUGACCCAGAGACUGAUGGCACAGUGGGCACUGAUGAGGGAGAUUGCUGGAGCAGAGGGGACCGUGUGGCCGGGAAAGCGAAAUUAUCCCACCAGCAAGCCAUGAGGGUCAGCAAUUAUUUCAGCUGGCGGGCCAGUUAACCAGCUUUGGUGAGCUGUUGAGGACUGUGCACAUACCAUCUAUUAGAAGAUAUCAUUUUAAUUAAUUAUGGU
Messenger RNA from Alligator sinensis (Chinese alligator), 1519 nucleotides. RefSeq names its product C-type lectin domain family 1 member A-like. The record is from RefSeq and is a predicted model, not a curated record. Gene Ontology annotation, molecular function: (1->3)-beta-D-glucan binding. The transcript is spliced from 8 exons. Lineage: Eukaryota; Metazoa; Chordata; Crocodylia; Alligatoridae. Gene Ontology annotation, biological process: cellular response to molecule of fungal origin. The coding region runs from base 502 to 1302 and encodes 266 amino acids.